Andrographis paniculata is the source of this 1547-nucleotide messenger RNA. RefSeq lists its product as uncharacterized. The transcript has 8 exons. Lineage: Eukaryota; Viridiplantae; Streptophyta; Magnoliopsida; Lamiales; Acanthaceae. The record is from RefSeq and is a predicted model, not a curated record. The coding region runs from base 22 to 705 and encodes 227 amino acids.
UUUGGAGAUCCGACUGAGCUCAUGGCAGGAAGCGAUUCACAUAGGCAAUUCCUGGCACUAAUUCGUGAUUAUUCUACUGAAAAGGCUCAAGGAGAGCGGAGAAUUGUGAAUGGGAGAAAACGAAUCGAAGAACUGAUUUCCGAGCUAGAUGCUUCAAAUAAGGAGCUAGAUAAAGCAAAGCGCGACAAGGAGGCGGCUGAACAAGCGCUCAGAGGCUAUGAAGUUGAGUUAUCCAUGAAUGAAGCUUCGAUCCAAGCACUAGAGGCGAGGAUUGCUGUCACUAACGACGAGAUAUCAAAACAUGGCGCCGCAACGUCUAUUCUCAUGGGUGAAGAAAGUUCCCUACGAGACAGUUUUAUUGCUAAAAUGCUUGAGCUUAAUGCACAUAUAAGGAAAUUUCAGGUGAUGCUAGCCUCUGUUGUCAACGCAGAUAAUUGCUCUGAAGCUAGAUUGGAUGGCGGCGUACAUGAUGCUCAACAGACCAGAUUGUUUCUAGAGAGCAAACUUGCCAAACUAAUCUCGCAAACAAAUGAGGAGGAGCAACAAUAUGAAUCUGAAAAACUAAUUAAUGAUCAGCUUCAACAAGAGUUAUCCACCUUAGAAAAGAGUGCUUCACUGCUGGAGUCCAUUAUGAAAGAAAGAAAGGAGCUGCAAGAUUUGAGAAGAUAUCCUUUUGAUUAUGUCAGUUUGUUUUUGGUUGUUUGACCUCAUCCAGUCCCCUAAAUAAUCAGCUAAACCUAACCUCAAUUAAGUUAGAAGUCUUAACAGGUGAAAAUGGAUUAUGAAGGGCUGUCUGGGUAAGCACAAUCUAAAUAGUCAUUCAUAACGGGUAUCUUAUCAUAAAAUUUUCAAACUAUAUUUCUUUCUUUUAUUGCAAAUGGACUUAACGAUCUAUCUGACCAUACAUAACCGAAAGGAUCGCAAUGCCUGUCUUCUACCAAAAACAAAAAUAAGAAUAGAAAGAAAAGGAGAAACAAUCUUCAAAUAUUGACUUUCAGUCUGUAAACCACAUGGUUCACAUUAUAUUCUGACCGGGGUGAAAUACUUCAUUUCGUUCUUUUGGGGAUUAGAAAACUUCGUUCAAGAUUCAUCAAUGGUGCAAAUAUUAUUAGUUCUUUUACUUUUCCUCUGUAACUUUGAACUGUCACGAUAGAGUGUAGGUUCUUCUUCCAUCUUAUUCCUUGACUGGAAGUAAGCAGAGACAAGAAAUGGGGGAAGAGUGUGCUGCACUUGGUGAAGAGCUGAAACAGAGAUGUAUUUGUCCCAACUGUCACAAGGAUAAUUCAGCAGAACUUGGUGAUCUUCUUCAGAUAAGCAGUGAAAGUUAACAUCUUCCUUAUAAGUAGUUUAAUUGGCUUUUCACUCCGUUGCAUGGAAAAUAAUUCAAAAUAUACUUCUACAGAAUAAUUUCCUAAGGCAAUGCAGACUGCUAUAUCAGUUGGUUCUUCUGAUGAAUAAUUUGAUGCAUAUUGAUGUAUAGAGCUCAUGUGACCUCAUAACCAAAAAAGUUGUGCUACAACUUUCUGACAGCAUGCAUAAGCUUUCAU